CCUCUCUCCAUCUCUGUUUGUCUUCAAACAUAAGAUUUUAUUAGAAAAAACAUGCUUCUGCUCUCUCUGUUAUUGGUUGUGGUAUAAGAUCAAGAUCAACUGAUCCUCAAUAAAAAAAAGGAACAAGCUCGGAACAUUGCACUGAUCAAAGAUCAAGCUCAGUUGAAGCCUAGAGUAACUUUGUAUUGGUGCUCUUGAAGAUUCCCUCUUUUGCUCCCGAAGGUGCUUAUGGGAGAUAAUUGUCUUUGUGGGCAUCUAACCUUUUAAAUCAAGCACAAGAGAGCAUACAGACAUGGGCACCAUUCACCGCAGUGGAGUUUUUAAGAAAACAAAUGGUAGAGCCAGGCUUGUUAUAGCAACAAUUCUUGGAAUUGUGUUAGGAUUUUUUAUUGGUGUUUCAUUUCCAUCAGUUUCAAUUUACAAGAUUCGCUCAUAUUCAAGCCUUAGAUCAACUUUUGAAGGAUCCAUAUCUAAUGACCAAGACUUUAUAGUCAGGUCCCCUGAGAGAACCACAGAUAAUCUACCUAAGAUAUAUGUUCCUACAAAUCCUCAUGGUGCAGAAAUGUUACCUCCUGGAAUUGUUGUUCCAGAAACUGACCUUUACCUGCGCAGGCUAUGGGGUGAACCUAGUGAGGAUCUGAAGAAGAAAUCAAAGUAUUUAGUGACGUUUACUGUUGGUAUUGAUCAGAGGAAUAAUAUAGAUAAAUGUGUUAAAAAGUUUUCUGAGGAUUUCCAAAUCUUGCUUUUUCAUUAUGAUGGGCGGACGACUGAAUGGGACCAAUUUGAAUGGUCAAAGAAUGCAAUCCAUGUUAGUGUAAAGAAGCAAACAAAAUGGUGGUAUGCAAAAAGGUUUUUGCAUCCAGAUGUUGUUUCCGCUUAUGAAUAUAUUUUCAUCUGGGAUGAAGACCUGGGAGUGGAACACUUCAAUUCGGAGAGAUACAUACAACUGGUCAAGAAGCAUGGUCUGGAGAUCUCACAACCAGGUUUGGAGCCCAAUAAUGGAUUGACAUGGCAGAUGACAAAGAGGAGAGGUGACAAAGAAGUUCACAAGGUUACAGAGGAGAAACCAGGCUGGUGUAGCGAUCCACAUUUGCCCCCAUGUGCUGCUUUUGUGGAAAUUAUGGCACCCGUAUUUUCUCGGGAAGCUUGGAGAUGUGUGUGGCAUAUGAUUCAGAAUGAUUUAGUGCAUGGAUGGGGACUGGAUUUUGCUCUCAGAAGAUGUGUUGAGCCUGCACAUGAAAAAAUCGGUGUGGUAGAUUCACAGUGGAUUAUUCAUCAAGUAAUCCCUUCUCUUGGGAAUCAGGGAAAAUUGGAGGAUGGGAAAGCUUCUUGGGAAGGGGUUAGAGCAAGGUGCAAAAACGAAUGGGCGAUGUUUCAGAAACGACUUGCGACUGCAGACAAGGAAUACCUUGCUCAGCUUGGAAAGGGGGACUAAUUAUUAAUUUUAUUGAUUUCUUUUUCUCCAAGUCCUUUCACCCCCAUUUGUACAUGUAUAUUACCUCAUCUGAUGUUUGUUAGGAUUAAGCUUGAGUGAUAAUUUUUUUUGCUGAAAGAGGGUGGACUCAUUUUCCUGAACCACAUUCGUUUUGUAUCUUAGAUUCCUACAGCUAUAAAAAGGGGAAAUUUUUUCUUUUA
Messenger RNA from Hibiscus syriacus, 1635 nucleotides. RefSeq lists its product as uncharacterized. Lineage: Eukaryota; Viridiplantae; Streptophyta; Magnoliopsida; Malvales; Malvaceae. Bases 293 to 1435 code for a protein of 380 amino acids. The transcript has 15 exons. The record is from RefSeq and is a predicted model, not a curated record.